Necator americanus (New World hookworm) is the source of this 1005-nucleotide messenger RNA. RefSeq lists its product as uncharacterized. Lineage: Eukaryota; Metazoa; Nematoda; Chromadorea; Rhabditida; Ancylostomatidae. The coding region runs from base 1 to 1005 and encodes 334 amino acids. The record is from RefSeq and is a predicted model, not a curated record. The transcript has 3 exons.
AUGGAAAUCAUUACGGAGAGGUUCUACUCGAACCUUUUCCGUUCAUCAACUCCUGUGUCAAGCCCAAUCGUCCCCACUGGCGAAGCUCCACCACGGAUUCUCCCUUCGGAAGUACGAGUCGCUAUCAAGAGCAUGAAACCUGGCACAGCCUCUGGACCUGAUUUUAUAUCAGCAGACUUUCUUCGGGCUGGUGGCCAUCCGCUUCAUAAAGAAAAGAUCCCAGACCAGUGGAAGACCUCGCGAACCGUUCUUAUCCAUAAGAAAGGUGACCGAGAGGACCUUCGGAACUACCGUCCGAUAUGCUUGCUGAGCGUGUUAUACAAAGUAUUCACCAAGAUCAUCCUCACACGCAUAUCUAGGACGCUGGAUGAAGCCCAGCCUCAAGAACAAGCUGGAUUCCGCCAGGGGUUCAGCUGCUCAGACCACAACCAGACGGUGUCGAGGGUCAUAGAGAUUUGCCGGGAAUACCGCCUGCCCAUUGUUCUAACCUUCGUCGAACAUGAGAAAGAAUUUGACAGCGUAGAAGCGAAUGCAAUACUGUCAGCGCUGGUCGAUCAAGGUGUGGACGCGUCGUAUGUGAGGAAAUUAGCCAAUUGCUGCGAUCGAUGCACGACUAGGAUACAGUUUUUCCACCGCCCUCUCACCAUACCCAUUGGAAAGGGGGUACGACAAGGCGAUACUAUAUCGCCGAAGCUGUUCACAGCUGCAUUGCAAUGGAUAAUGAAAUCACUGUCCUGGGAAGAAAGAAAGAAGACACAGUUCAUGAAGAACGCCCACUGCGAAGACGGAGGAGUACAACUUGAAGGCUCCCAAAUCGUGGAAACUCCGUCAUACGUAUACCUCGGACGUUCUAUGAAAAUGGAAAACGACUUGAAGGAAGAACUGAAUAGAAGAAUGAGAGCAGCAUGGGCAGCAUUCGCAGCCGUCAGGGAAGCUACGGACCAACUGACGGACCAAGAUCUUCGUGCCCAUCUGUUCGACUCGACAGUCCUUCCAGCUUCCUAG